AUGGCGGCUCCGGGGGCCCCGGAGUCCGGCUCCAUCCGGAACGCGGUGAACCACCGGGGCCAGGACUUCGAGAUGCUCCGGCGUCGGUGCUUGGAUGCGGGGGAGCUGUUCGAGGACCCCGAGUUCCCGGCGGGCCCGGCGGCCCUGGGACCCGGCUCCCCCCAGACCCCGGGCGUCGUCUGGAGGCGGCCCCCGGGCCGCGGACAGACCCUGGCGCUGGGGUGGGAGGAGGAGGAGGAGGAGGAGGAGGAGGGUCCUGGCAGAGGCCGGCGCCCGGCUCACAUGCUGGGAGCGUGUGUGCGAGUCGCCGUGGUCACCAGAGGCCAUCUUGGACCCUGUGGCCACCAUCCCCGGGCACCAUCUGACCCGUGUUUUGUCUCCAAUUGCUUCCAGGAGCUGUGCCCCCGCCCCCAGUUCAUCGCCGGUGGAGCCACCCGCGCGGACAUCUGUCAGGGUGACCUGGGUGACUGCUGGCUGCUGGCGGCCAUCGCGUCCCUCACGUUGAAGGAAGAGCUGCUGUACCGGGUGGUGCCCAGGGACCAGAGCUUCCGGGAGAGCUACGCCGGAAUCUUCCGCUUCCAGUUCUGGCAGUGCGGCCAGUGGGUGCAGGUGGUGGUGGAUGACAGGCUGCCCACCCGAGACAGGCAGCUGCUCUUCCUGCACUCGGCCGACAGCAGCGAGUUCUGGAGCGCCCUGCUGGAGAAGGCCUACGCCAAGCUCAACGGCUCCUACGAGGCCCUGGCCGGUGGGUCCACGGUGGAGGGGUUUGAGCACUUCACGGGCGGCAUCUCUGAGUGUUUUGACCUGAGGAGGCCGCCGACCGGCCUGUUCCAGAUCAUCCAGAAGGCGCUCCGGGCGGGCUCCCUGCUGGCCUGCUCCAUCGACGUCUCCAGCGCGGCCGAGGCGGAGGACGUCACCCGCCAGCAGCUGGUGAAGAGCCACGCGUACUCGGUCACGGGGGUCGAGGAGGUGGAUGUCCGGGGGCGCCGGGAGGAGCUGAUCAGACUCAGGAACCCGUGGGGCGAAGUGGAGUGGACGGGCGCCUGGAGUGACAGUGCCCCUGAGUGGAAUCACGUGGACCCCGGGAAGAAGGAAGAGCUGGAGAAGGAGGCCGAGGACGGAGAGUUCUGGAUGUCCUUCGCGGAGUUCCUGCGGCAGUUCUCCCGCCUGGAGAUCUGCAGCUGGUCCCCCGACUCCCUGAGCCGCGAGGAGGGGCACAAGUGGGACCGGGUGCUGCUCCCUGGCCGCUGGGCCCCGGGCUCCACCGCCGAUGGCAGCCAGGGCCCCCGAGGCUCCUCCUAGGUCCUUGCAGCAGGGGUGGCCCCGGAGGAAGACACCCCGAAAUGAGGCACCCACAUCUCUCAGGAGAAGGAGGCGAAUCUGCUGCUUCUUCCACUUCCCGCCUCCCCAGGCCCCGAGCACCCUCUGGCCUCGGGGCGGUGACGUGCUUGUGGGGCUGUACCC
This is a messenger RNA of Pipistrellus kuhlii (Kuhl's pipistrelle), 1464 nucleotides long. Its product is annotated as calpain-8-like. The record is from RefSeq and is a predicted model, not a curated record. Bases 1 to 1302 code for a protein of 433 amino acids. The transcript is spliced from 11 exons. Lineage: Eukaryota; Metazoa; Chordata; Mammalia; Chiroptera; Vespertilionidae. Gene Ontology annotation, biological process: proteolysis. Gene Ontology annotation, cellular component: cytoplasm. Gene Ontology annotation, molecular function: calcium-dependent cysteine-type endopeptidase activity.